GAGAUUUCUUGAUACUUGAUUAAUUAUGUAUUAGAUUUACUACUGUAGUUAGUAGAUUUAACCAAAUUUGCCAAAUAUUAUCGAUAUAUUAUAUUAUAGAGAGCUAUCUUACUUACAGUAUUACGGAAUUGCGUUGACGUAGAGUUAAUGUGGAUUAAGUCUAAAUGAAUGAAUUGAAUGAAUAGAUGAUUAUGGAGUAUGUAUUCAAUACAAUAUUAAACUCAAUUUCCAAUGCAUGCAACAGUGGGUGACAUCCGUUGAUUUAGUAGCCAAUAGUGAGGCCAAUGAGAAUGUGGUCAUUAAGAAUACCAAUGAGUGGACCACUCAGGAGAAAGAAGUGGUCGAUGGGGUGACCGACGUAUUGGACGGCAAUAAAGUGGAUGCCGUGGUGUGUGUGGCCGGCGGGUGGGCCGGAGGUUCCUCUUCAUCCGAAGAUUUUGUCAAGAAUACAGAUCUGAUGAUCAAACAGAGUCUCUGGAGUUCUGUAAUCUCAGCCAAAUUGGCCUCAAAUUUCUUGAGCGAAGGCGGACUCUUGGCACUGACCGGAGCCAAAGCCGCACUCGACGCCACUCCAGGAAUGAUUGGCUAUGGGUUAGCAAAAGCAUCGGUUCAUCACUUAGUGAAGAGUUUAAGUGAUAAGAAGGGCGGCCUUCCAAAGAGCUCAACCGUAUUGGCCAUUCUUCCGGUCACUUUUGACACUCCAAUGAACCGCAAGUUUAUGCCGGGUGGAGACACCUCUAAGUGGACGCCAUUAGAAUUUGCGGCCGAAUUGAUGUGGAAAUGGGCCGACAAUUCAGACAAUAGACCCAAAACGGGAACAUUAGUCGCGUUGGUCACCAACGAUGGACAGACAGAACUUGUGGUCGAUUCCGAGAAAUAACUCUUUGAUUCCUAUAAUUACUGCAUUUCAACGAAUUUGUUGUUUAUUGUUAACAUUCCGCUCAAUGUUUACUACUUUAGGAUUUUAUUUUGGAAUAGUUUGCAUGAAUUUAUCACAAAUUGUUAAAUGGUA
Oppiella nova is the source of this 1012-nucleotide messenger RNA. The record is from the annotation of a GenBank genome assembly. Lineage: Eukaryota; Metazoa; Arthropoda; Arachnida; Sarcoptiformes; Oppiidae.